AUGUCUUUCCAACUUAACUUACCACCAUCCAUGGUGGCCAAGAAAUUGAAAGAAGAGCAAGGAGAGGAUGGAGACGAACCUCGAAAACAGUCUAGAGAAGAAUGGAAGAAACAGCGAGAGCUGGAAGAAAUGAGAAAAGCUGGUACUGCUCCUGCUAUGCAAGAUGAAGAAGGAAAAGACAUCAACCCACAUAUUCCGCAGUAUAUUAUGCAAGCUCCAUGGUAUUUUGGUGCAGAGACUGCAACAUUGAGGCAUCAGCGGCAGCAGGAUGAGAAGCUUCCAGAAUAUGCUCCCUUAGGGAUCAGUUUUAAGAAAGGAUUGAAAGAAGGACCUAUAUCAGUGAAGUUCCGCAAAGGAGCUUGUGAAAACUGUGGUGCGUUGACACACAAGAAGAAAGAUUGUCUGGAGCGGCCUCGCAAGACUGGAGCUAAGUUUACUGGUUCUAAUAUUGCCCCUGAUGAGUACAUAGUUCCUGAUGUUAAACUAGACUACGAAGGUAAGAGAGACACGUGGAAUGGAUUUGAUCCAGAGGAGCAUCAGAAAAAGCUGCAUGAAGAAUAUAGAGAAAUAGAAGAAGCAAAACGAACUUUGAAAGAAAAAUCACUUGAUGAGUCUCUGAUGAAGGAAGGUGAUGGGGGUAAUGAGAAGGAAGCUAAGGGAGCUGACAGUGAUGGAGAAGAUAAAUAUUAUGCUGAAGAAAUGGACAUGCCAGGACAGAAGUUUGAAACCAAACAGAGGAUCACAGUAAGAAACUUGCGCAUUAGAGAGGACACUGCAAAGUACUUGUACAAUUUGGACUUAAACUCAGCAUACUAUGAUCCGAAGACUCGUUCCAUGAGAGAAAAUCCCUUGAAAAACACCAGCAAGGAAGAUAUUACAGAAUUGAAAUUUGGAGGUGACAACUUUGUGCGGUAUUCUGGUGAUUCACAAGAAAUGGCCAAGAGACAGUUGUUUGCUUGGGAGGCAUAUGAGAGAGGUAAUGAUAUCCACCUGCAGGCAGAUCCAACCAAAUUGGAGUUACUUCACAAGGAGUUUGAAAAGAGAAAGAAUGAGUUUAAGAAGACAGCCAAAGAUUCAAUCUUGGAAAAGUAUGGAGGUGAAGAGCACUUAGAAGCUCCUCCUAAACAGCUGUUGUUGGCACAGACGGAGGACUAUGUGGAAUAUUCUCGCACUGGCUCUGUUAUCAAAGGACAAGAAAAGGCAGCGGUGAAGUCAAGAUAUGAGGAGGAUGUCUUUAAUAAUAAUCACACAUCUGUCUGGGGUUCCUAUUGGAGAGAUGGCAAAUGGGGCUACGUUUGCUGUCAUUCCUUUUUAAGAGAGUCUUACUGUACUGGUGCUGCUGGAAAGAAAGCAGAAGAGGAAAGUAACAUGUUGCUUGCUACCACCAGUGACAACUGUGCCCAAGAACAACCAGAAUCCCUUCUUGAGAUGCACCAAAAGAAAGACAAAGAAAAAGCAAACAAGAAAAAGAAGAAACAACAGAGCAGAAAGAAAAGGAAGGGCAAGAAGAAAAGUUCAGAAGAGGAUUCAUCUUCUUCAGAUAGCUCCUCAUCUUCUGAUUCAUCUUCUUCUUCCUCCUCCUCCUCUUCUUCAUCGUCUGAUUCAUCAUCAGAAGAGGAAUCAGAUGAGGAGGAAAGAAAGAAAAAGCUGCUUAAGGAGGCAUUGGAGGCUCAGAGACUACAUGAUGAGAAGAUAUCUAGACUUCUAAAAAUGGAUGAGCGGAAGAGACCAUACAACAGCAUGGUCGACGUGAGAGCCCCAACAGAUGAGGAGAUGGAGGCAUUUAGACUCAAGCAGAGACGCACGGAUGAUCCAAUGGCAGAUUUCCUUGACAAAUAA
This is a messenger RNA of Candidula unifasciata, 1839 nucleotides long. Lineage: Eukaryota; Metazoa; Mollusca; Gastropoda; Stylommatophora; Geomitridae. The record is from the annotation of a GenBank genome assembly.